UCUGGGCCAAGUUAGGCGCGGCGGAAUCGAGCGCCGAGCGUCUGCAAAGCCGGUGGGGCCGCGGAGCGUCCGGGGCUGAGCCACAGCAAAUGGGCUCCGACGUGCGGGACCUGAACGCGCUGCUGCCGGCGGUACCCUCGCUGGGUAGCGGCGGCGGUUGCGCCCUGCCCGUGAGCGGCGCGGCGCAGUGGGCGCCGGUGCUGGACUUUGCGCCCCCGGGCGCCUCGGCUUACGGUUCCUUGGGCGGUCCUGCGCCGCCGCCUGCUCCGCCGCCACCACCCCCGCCGCCGCCGCCUCACUCCUUCAUCAAACAGGAGCCGAGCUGGGGUGGCGCGGAGCCGCACGAGGAGCAGUGCUUGAGCGCCUUCACCGUCCACUUCUCGGGCCAGUUCACCGGCACGGCUGGAGCCUGUCGCUACGGACCCUUCGGUCCUCCUCCGCCCAGCCAGGCGUCGUCCGGCCAGGCCAGGAUGUUCCCCAACGCGCCCUACCUGCCUAGCUGCCUCGAGAGCCAGCCCGCUAUUCGCAACCAGGCUCAGGUGGCGGCCACGCGGGCUCCAGGGCUGGAAGAGAACCUCGUUUAUCUGAUUCCAAUCUCUGCGGGACCGGGUCCUACCACAGGCGGUGGAAUGAGGCCCGAGCGUCGGCCUUCCUUCCAGCCCGUCUCUGGCACCUCCUCGUCGUUGAACACGGGACUUAGCUGGAGAAAGAUUUUUGCAAGACUUGGAGGAUACAGCACGGUCACCUUCGACGGGACGCCCAGCUACAGUCACACGCCCUCGCACCACGCGGCUCAGUUCCCCAAUCACUCCUUCAAGCACGAGGAUCCCAUGGGCCAGCAGGGCUCGCUGGGUGAACAGCAGUACUCCGUGCCGCCCCCAGUCUACGGCUGCCACACGCCCACCGACAGCUGCACAGGCAGCCAGGCCCUGCUGCUGAGGACGCCCUACAGCAGUGACAAUUUAUACCAAAUGACCUCCCAACUUGAAUGCAUGACCUGGAAUCAGAUGAACUUAGGAGCCACAUUAAAGGGAGUUGCUGCUGGGAGCUCCAGCUCAGUGAAAUGGACAGAAGGGCAGAGCAACCACGGCACGGGGUACGAUAGUGAUAACCACACCACCCCCAUCCUCUGUGGUGCCCAGUACAGGAUACACACCCACGGCGUCUUCAGGGGCAUUCAGGACGUGCGGCGAGUGCCCGGAGUAGCCCCGACUCUUGUUCGGUCGGCAUCUGAGACCAGUGAGAAACGCCCCUUCAUGUGUGCUUACCCGGGCUGCAAUAAGAGAUAUUUUAAGCUGUCUCACUUACAGAUGCACAGCCGGAAGCACACUGGUGAGAAGCCAUACCAGUGUGACUUCAAGGACUGUGAGAGAAGGUUUUCUCGUUCAGACCAGCUCAAAAGACACCAAAGGAGACACACAGGUGUGAAACCAUUCCAGUGUAAAACUUGUCAGCGAAAGUUCUCCCGGUCUGACCAUCUGAAGACCCACACCAGGACUCAUACAGGUGAAAAGCCCUUCAGCUGUCGGUGGCCCAGUUGUCAGAAAAAGUUUGCCCGGUCAGACGAAUUAGUCCGCCAUCACAACAUGCACCAGAGAAACAUGAGCAAACUCCAGCUGGCGCUUUGAGGGGUCCACGCCAGGCACCGUUCUGUGUCUCAGGCAGGACAGUGUGUGAACUACUUUCAAAGCUGACUUUAAAAUUCCUCCUCACUCGCCUCUCUAAGAAGGAAACGGAGGUUGAUCUUCUUCAUCCAGCUUCCGAGAAAGAUGCCUGUACUACUGGAUCCUACCAGGUUUGCUCAGAGGAGUUGGUCUCUGCUUAGCCAACUUUUAGUUGACUCAUAAGGCUCUGGAGAAGUGGCUGUCAGUGUCCAGUUAGUUAAAAGCCCAUUGCCAUUUGGUCUGGAUUUUCCACUGUAAGAAGAGCCAUUGUUGGUAAUGUUCCCCCCUGCCCCUUCUCCCUUUACGCUCAUUUUCACGAGGAAUGGAGUCAUUGUACCUUUUUCCAUCAUAGAAUAUUUAUAGGCCAGGGCAUGUGGAUGUGUCUGCUAAUGUAAACUUUGUCAUGGUUUCCAUUUACUAACAGCAACAGCAAGAAAUAAAUCAGAGAGCAAGGCACUGGGGGUGAGUCCCGUCCGACAUUCCGGAGCUUAGGCAGGCUGCUAACCUGGAAAGCAGGAUGUAGCGCCACCAGGCAACUUUUAAAACUCAAGCAUUUCAAGCAGCUGAAAAAAGAAUCAGAACUAACCAGUACCUCUGCAGAGAUAUCUAAAAGAAUCUUAUCAUUCAGUUAAUUCAAUGUUAACAUUAGCACAAUGCUCUUAAGAAACCGUGCUUGAGGAUCUGAGAUUUUGUUUUUGUGUUUCUUUUUGACUUUUUUGAGUUGUAAUCAUAUGCAUCUUCAGAGACGUACGUAUCUCCUCACACAAAGGAAGUGGAAUUCAUUUUUAUCAUUUGGGGUGUCCUUAAGAGUGUACAGACCACACUGGUUAUGUGGAUUCAAGUUGUAAAAAUUAAAGUGACUCUAAAAGAAAAUAAGGGCUGGUCCGGGAUCUCCACUGAUAAGACUGUUCUUUAGUAACUUAAGUAACUUUGGGUCUACAAGUAUAUGUGAAAAAAAAUGAGACUUACUAGUGUGAGGAAAUCCAUUGUUUAAAGGUGGUUGGGUGUAUGUGUGUGUUUUGUUUUUGUUUUUUAAGGGAGGGAGUUUAUUAUUUACUGUUGCUUGAAAUUAUUGUGUAAAUAUAUAUAUCUGAUAAUGAUUUGCUCUUUGACAACUAAAGUUAGGAAAUGUAUAAAUGUUAGAUGCAUCACUGUUUUGGUGUUGAUCUUCCAACGUAUAACACUAAGUAACACUAAAAAUGUAACCUGCAUUUUUCACUUCGCUCUCAAUUAAAGUCUAUUCAAAAGGAAAGUGGUAAGAUUCUAUCAGCUGUAUUGUGUACAAAUCUUGAGGACAGUUGAGCCUCUUUUAAACAGGUAAGAUGCUGACGCUGACAUCAAUGACCAUUUAAGUCUGUCCAGGUCCUGACCACUCGUUAUUUCUCUCAGUUGAACCUCAGGAGGCAAUUACUGGUCAUAGAAGCAGCCAGAGAGCACUGCCUUCACCUCUCAUCAUGCCAUGUGGAUGGCGUGGGGGGGAAUUGUAUUUUCAGAGUCAUUUUCAUUGGGAUCUCAUUGUAUCACUGCUUACUCCAGGUCAGCAAAACAGAGUAGAGAGAUGCAAAUGAUAACUGGUCUUUUUUGAAAAGUUCACUGGUAUACACUGCAAUCAGGAGAGUAAACUGAACACCUAGUACAACCAAAUUUACAAUUGUAGUUGCUAUAAAUUAGCUCAGCAGGUUGGAAACUGCUUAGACUUUCCAGGGCAGCCAAGUGUGAAAGGCAAAGAUCUACGUUAUCUAUAAACUAUGAACUCUCUUUCUGGUUCUGGUGGAUGGUUUUUCAGUUGUAAAUAAGGAGAUUAAUUUGGUGCCGCCCCUCUCAACUCCGGUAUCUGGGAGCUCGAGUGCAUUCCAGGCUUCAUUUCUUCAUUUAAAAUGUAUCUUGAGCAGACAGCAGCUCACAACAGAGACUCUUCUGCGUUGAAGUGCAGCUCAAAGUUUGGGCUGCCGAAAAGUCAGGUCCUGAGGCCCCUCUUGGUUUGCAUCUGGCUCUUGCAUCACUGUUAAUUAUAGCCAGUGUAGUGACUCAUUUGUAUCAGCAGUUUUUAUCUUUUCCUGCCAGAAGACGGCAUUUCUCUGGAGAAGCUCAGGACAAGCAUGGCAAACGUCAGCGAGUCAGAGCGAGCCAGGUUUCACAAGAGCAGUCACAUUGUUUCAUCUGCACUAGGAAGCCCAGAGAUUCUCACACUACUUUAGCAGGUUAGCUUGCAGUUAAGGUCAUGGGCUUUGGAAAGCAGACCAACCUGGGUUCAGAUCCUAAGUCCUCAGUUUCCUUAUCUGUGAAGUGGGGACUUUUUGUCCCUAUCUGUCUGAUAGGGUCGUAGUGAGGAUUAAAUGGGGGGAAAAAGCAUGAAAGCAUCUAGUACAUAGCAAAGGCUUAAUAGGCAUCAUCUAGGAAAAUGAUUACCUGAGAACUCAUGCUAAUUUCCUUUACCUCCCCCCUCACCCCCUGCAUCCUCUUGCGGUGUCCAGACAUCUUCAUGCAAAAUGACAAACAAAUCCAUUUCCAUAUACUACAAUCCAGAGUUAAGGUUUGCAGCAAUAGGGCUCUUGUCAGCCUCCCCACAGAGACCACAUCUAUUUGCUUUGUGCCUUUUGUAACACACCCAGUGGCAUUGAGUGUGUGUUUUGAGACCCGUGGAGUUGACCACGAGCAGACUGUCAGGAUGAAAGCUGGUCAGAGGGAGCUCUCUGUAGCUCAGGCUAGAGUCUAUAUGAGGAGCAAAGGUCAAAAUGUACAUUUUUUCCAUCUUGCUUUAGUAAAGUGUAUGGUCCAAUAUCUUUAAAAGGCCACCUUCAGCCCCCCAGUGGAUCUUCCCAGACUCUCUCAUCCCGGCACCUCUGUAGUCCUUAGAGUACAUAACAUUCAAUAGUAUUUUUUAUGGGUAUCAUGCUUUCCCACUUAGGACCAUCUAUCUAUAAGGUAGACAGGACAAGUAUUAUUCCCACUGUACAGAUGAGGAAGCUGAGGCUCGGUGAAAGUAGUGGCUGAGGCAGGACUUGGUUUAGGUGUUCUGUAUCCAAGUUUUCUUCCAAAACAUGCUCGAUGAUAUAGACAUGCACUCUGCUCCAUGGUUUCAUAUCUACAAGUCAUAUCUUCCUAACCAUGUGUGAGCUUCUAGAGGAGUGGAUUGUCUCCCUUCCUGUGUUACUUCCUUGAGGACUUCUCAACCUUUAAUAUCGAUAGACAUUCCCUGAGGAAUUUGUUGAAGUACAGACUCCUAUUCGGAAGUUCUGGGGUGGGACCUGAGACUGCAUUCCUAACAAGCUCCCAGGCGAUGCCCACCCUGCUGGUCUGUGGACGACACUUUACAAGGACCUAAACGGCUGGGCUCGAGAAAUACUUGCUAUAAGGUGACUGAUGAGCUUUGCACCUGACACUCCUGAGACUGCCCUGAACCUUUUUAGCCUGUAGAGAGCGUCCGUGAAGAUGGCCCGGGGCCCACUGCGAUGAGCCCCGGGGCUGUGGGACAGGACAUUGGUGCUGAAUGCAGUCAGAAGAGCUGUAUGCAGGGGAGUCCAUCCAUGAGGAGCUUUGUUUCCAAAACAGCCUGACCGUCCUCUGUCAGUGACUUUCCCCAAGCAAGGGAGACCCCCUCCCCCAGGUAAGGAGAAGGCGGUACACGGUCCCACCUGCAUAUCCAGUCCUCACACCUCACUCAGGUCACAUCUCCACAGCAGACCUCUCCCUCCCUGAGGCGUGUUUUCCAGCACCCACAAACUGACACCUCGUGGCUUUGGAGCGGAUUUAUUCCCUGUGAGCCAGGCAGGAAUUCUCCACGUCUUGUCCCUACAAGGAGCCACUUGCUUAGCUCUUUGGGUACCAAAGGGAAAAGGAAAAAGGCAAUGUCUUCCAGAGCCCUGUCCUCCCUGCAGGGUGUUUGCAUCACUGAUUUUGGACUAACAGGUGAGUCAGGAACAGGUGUAGGGGUGUGUGUGUGUGUGUGUGUGUAAAUAGAACAGUGGUUCCCAACUAGGGGCAUUUUUCUUCAAAGGCUUGCAGCAGGCAGAGUGGCUCAUAGGAACUUCUCACAGGUGAACGUAUAAGAACUACAGUAAGGGAAACAAAUCCCCAAGAAAAUAUGAAGGUCUUGGCCCUUUUUAUUCAGGUCUUUGCUUCUAGUGACUAUUUUAUUGUAUUUCAAAUGAUUGAAAUC
Molecule: messenger RNA, 5823 nt
Organism: Eubalaena glacialis (North Atlantic right whale)
Lineage: Eukaryota; Metazoa; Chordata; Mammalia; Artiodactyla; Balaenidae
Gene: WT1
Product: WT1 transcription factor
Exons: 11
Coding region: 90-1628 (512 amino acids)
Biological process (GO): regulation of transcription by RNA polymerase II
Cellular component (GO): nucleus
Molecular function (GO): RNA polymerase II cis-regulatory region sequence-specific DNA binding; DNA-binding transcription factor activity, RNA polymerase II-specific
Source: RefSeq, a predicted model, not a curated record